AUGUGGAUGGGGCCUUAUGGCCCUGGGCCCCGCCGGCCGGGGCCACUGAACCCGCGGGCGUCCCCGGUGCGGGCACCGGAGCCGAUGGCGCUGGGGUCCAUUGGAGUCCGGGAGGCGAUGACCAUGGUGGCCCCCCUGCCUGUGGGCCGUGUGGAUCUGAAAAAGGCCGAAGAGGCACAGAAGGCCGCUCAGGAGGCUGCUGCAGCCCGAGCACCGAAGCCUGCAGAUCCCAAGAAGGAGCUGGCGGAGAAAUUGCGGAAAGUCCAGGACGAAGAGAAUGGACGAGUCCUGUGGUGGAGUUUUUGCAAAGUGCACGCCAAUGGGCAGCUUGAUCCCAACCAGCAUGAUGCAGCGUUUUUGCUGACCUUUUUCGAGUGCUUUGAGAAGGGUGACAUCCUGGAGGAGCCUGGCUGCCCAAACUCAGUGAGAUUUGGUCAACAAGCAGUGCGCAAAGGCGUGUCCAAAGGAAAAGGCCGGCCUCCCAUGAAUGUGGCUGCUGCCAAAGGCGGCAAAGGGCCGAUCACUGGCUGGGGCGGCAUGUGGGGAAUGGGCAAGGGAGGAAAGGGAAAAGCUGUUGGAAAUCCCACGGGCUCUGGCUGUGGGGGUUGUGGUGGCUAUGGUCCCGUCCCCCGCAGCGGCCCCUGUGGCUGUGGCCUAUGGAAUAUGGGAUGGUGGUGA
Messenger RNA from Durusdinium trenchii, 678 nucleotides. NCBI's taxonomy places the organism in Eukaryota, Dinophyceae, Suessiales, Symbiodiniaceae. The record is from the annotation of a GenBank genome assembly.